AUGACGUGCAAUCCACAUCCCUACAAGAUAAGUUGGGUGAAGAAAGGUGUGGAGAUAGCUGUGUCCGAAAUGUGCCGAGUGACUUUCUCAAUCGGAAAAAGUUAUGUAUGUGAAGUUUUAUGUGAUGUUCUGGAUAUGGACAUUUUCCAUUUAAUAUUGGGGUGUCCAUGGCAAUUUGACGCGGGAGCGAUCUAUGACGGAUGUGCAAAUACAUAUACGUUCGAGUGGAAGCAGCGCAAAAUUCGGUUCAUACCCCAUUCCACUGGUGAUGGUGAUAAGGAGUUGCCCGACAAAUCGACAAUGUUUAUGGUCACUGGCCAUAAAAUUAUAGAUUCCUGGAAGGAAUCAUCGUGGAUGCUAGCACUGGAUGCAUCAGCCACCCAUACGGAUGAGGUGUGCGUAGAAAUUCCCACUGCCGUUCGAGACAUUAUUCAGUGUUACAAGGAAGUCUGGCCCGCCGCACUACCAAACGAGCUUCCCCCGUUACGAAAUCUGCAGCACCAAAUCAAUUUCCAACCGGGUGCCAAUCUUCCAAAUCUGCCACACUAUAAAAUGAGCCCCCGAGAACACGAGAUACUACGAGGCAUCGUGGAAGAGCCGCUUCAAAAAUAA
Messenger RNA from Dendrobium catenatum, 612 nucleotides. RefSeq lists its product as uncharacterized. Bases 1 to 612 code for a protein of 203 amino acids. Lineage: Eukaryota; Viridiplantae; Streptophyta; Magnoliopsida; Asparagales; Orchidaceae. The record is from RefSeq and is a predicted model, not a curated record. The transcript has a single exon.